UGACUCUAGGAACUGGCAAUUUCAUUCUUGCUAGUUCAUACGUUCAACAUACUGAUUCACAAGUGUCACUGGCAAAUACUUUCGGCGACCUUGAAGUAUCCCCCCCAACUAAUGUUCUUGCUGAACGUGACCAAAAUGUUCUGGAAAAAGGAACAAAAAAAGUAUGGGCUAGUGAUCUUGAAAAAGAUCAAAAACAAAAAAAUAAAGAAUUUAUUGAAGGACUUCUUUCCGUUCACCCAGACACUAGUGAACCAAUAUUUUUACCAUUUAGAAUGUCAUGCUUUGUACCGACUAAUCUUGUUGUUGUCGCUGGUAUGUUAAUGUCAAAUCCUAGUAUGAAAAGCAUUAUAUUCUGGCAAUGGGUUAAUCAAAGUAUUAACGUUGCUAUAAAUUAUCCCUUAAAC
Messenger RNA from Scutellospora calospora, 404 nucleotides. The record is from the annotation of a GenBank genome assembly. Lineage: Eukaryota; Fungi; Glomeromycota; Glomeromycetes; Diversisporales; Gigasporaceae.